Messenger RNA from Salarias fasciatus (jewelled blenny), 3028 nucleotides. It is a transcript of the gene elp2, whose product is annotated as elongator acetyltransferase complex subunit 2. The transcript is spliced from 22 exons. The record is from RefSeq and is a predicted model, not a curated record. Gene Ontology annotation, molecular function: protein binding. Bases 13 to 2532 code for a protein of 839 amino acids. Gene Ontology annotation, biological process: tRNA wobble uridine modification. Lineage: Eukaryota; Metazoa; Chordata; Actinopteri; Blenniiformes; Blenniidae. Gene Ontology annotation, cellular component: elongator holoenzyme complex.
UCCACUUCCAACAUGGCAGCGGCCGUGUUUGAAACAUGUCAUGUUGCUUGUUGUGCAAAUAGGACACCAAAUGUUGUUUCCUGGAGCCGAACAGGGAUCAUUGCUUUUGGAACAUGUCAUUCGGUGGCUCUCUACGACCCGCAGGAGAGGGAAGUUGUCGCUUUGCUGAAUGGACAUACAGGCAGAGUGAAUGCAGUUCAGUGGGUCCACAGAAAGGACUACGCUCCAGAGUGUUUCCUUGUGUCAGGAGGCUCGGACAACAGGCUCAUCCUGUGGGAAGGCCAAAAUGGGAAGUUCAGCCAGGCAGUGGAGUGUAAGGGCCACACGGGUCCGAUUUGUGCCGUGGAUGCUAUUUACACGAAGGACUCAGAGAUCCUGGUGGCUUCCUCUGCAUCAGACUCGACAGUUAGACUGUGGCUCUGCAGUGAAACCAGUGAAGCCGAGUGCCUCCAUAGCUUAUCGUUUGGCAGCGGUUUCAUGAUGGAUGUCUCUCUGGUGCUGUUGCCAGGCAGCAGAGUUCCCGUCCUGGCCUGCGGAGGUGACGACUCCCGGGUUCAUCUGUAUGUCCGGGCCAAUGGGGAGUUGAAGAAAGCUAUGACACUGCAAGGUCAUGAAGACUGGGUUCGUGGGGUCGCGUGGGCGUCAACAGGUGUGGAGCUGUUAUUAGCCAGCUGUUCACAGGACUCUCUCAUCAGAGUGUGGAAGCUGUGUGCCAAGUCUCGCUCAGACACCGGCGCAGGGGACGACCACACCGUCAUCAGAAUGAAAGAGGACAUUUUUGAAGUGGAGGAGAAAGAAGUGUCCUUCAUGUACGCUGUGACCCUGGAGACGGUGCUGGCAGGACAUGAGAACUGGGUUUAUGGAGUCCAUUGGCAGCCUCCCCUCCUCAAAGGCGGCGAGCUGCAACAGCCGCUCCGACUGCUCUCUGCCUCCAUGGACAAAACCAUGAUCAUCUGGGCUCCCGAGGAGGGAUCUGGAGUGUGGGUAGAGCAGGUGCGCGUCGGGGAGGUUGGCGGCAACACUCUGGGCUUCUACGGCUGCCAGAUGAGUCCGGACGGCUCCAUGAUCCUGGCUCACGCGUUCCAUGGAGCUCUGCAUCUUUGGUGUAAGGACCGAGACAAAGAGGAGGAAUGGAGACCCGGCGUUGUGAUAUCCGGUCACUUUAAUGCGGUCCAGGAUUUGAGUUGGGAUCCCGAGGGCGAGUUCAUCCUCAGUGUGGGUUCAGACCAGACCACCAGACUGUUUACGCCGUGGAGGAAGCGGGGCAGCAAACAGGCGACCUGGCACGAAAUCUCCCGGCCGCAGAUCCACGGAUACGACAUGCAGUGUCUCGCCAUGGUGGGAAGGUUCCAGUUUGUGUCUGGGGCCGACGAGAAGGUGCUGAGAGUGUUUCAGGCGCCUCGUAAUUUCGUGGAAAACUUCGCCAACAUCUCUGGAACCUCAAAAGAGAAACUGCUGGCAUCCAGUGACUGUGCCAGCCUUCCAGAAGGAGCCAGCACUCCCGCCCUGGGCCUUUCCAACAAGGCCGUAUUUCAAGGAGACCUUGCCCCAAAAACUGAUGAAGGAGAGGAACGGUUCAACAGUGCAUCUGACCAGUACCAGGAGUCUUACUUCCAUCCUCUCAACCUGACUGAGCCACCACCAGAGGACCAUCUCCUCCAAAAUACUCUUUGGCCCGAGGUCCAGAAGCUUUACGGCCACGGUUUCGAGAUGUUCUGUCUCGCGUCUGACAGCAGCAGGACGGUGGUGGCGUCCGCCUGCAAGGCUUCCAAAGCGGAGCACGCCGCAGUGCUGCUGUGGAGCACAGCCUCGUGGCGCCAGCUGCAGAUGCUGCCCUGUCACACCCUCACCGUUACCCAGAUGGCCUUCUCUCCCGAUUCUCUGCUCCUAUUGGCUGUUUCCAGAGACCGCACCUGGUCCUUGUGGAGACGGAAUCAGGCCACACCUGAAAGUCCAGAGCCGCAGUUCUCACUGUGCGCGCACACGGGGAAGGACACGGCCGUGCACAGUCGGAUCAUCUGGUCGUGUGGCUGGAGCCCCGACAGCAGAUACUUCGUCACAUCCAGUCGCGACAAGAAGGUGAUCGUAUGGGGCCCGUACAGACCAGACUCCUCUGAAGACUCUGCGACUCCCCUUCAGAUUAAACCCUGUUCUUCAAUCCUGGAUGUAGGAGACUCUGCCACCGCUGUGGCUUUCUGCCCGUCACUCUGUGCCGAUAACAGCUACCUGCUUGCCGUUGGGCUGGAGCGCGGCGGCAUCCGGCUGUACAGGUGGAGGCCCGGCCAGGAGCCUGCUGGAGGAGACGACUGGAGCAGCUGUGGAGAAACGACUGCCUCACAGAGCCACACUCUGGCGGUGAAGAGACUCCGCUGGAGGCCCACGGCCGGCCGCGCAGGUCGGGAGAACAAGGAGGACGGACAGACUGACGGAGAGUGUGAGGUCGAGGAUGAGGAGAGCUCCUGGGUCCAGCUCGCCAGCGCCGGCGCCGACCACUCUGUCAAAAUCUUCAACAUCAACAAACGGGCUCUUUAGCACCACCAACACUGACACUAUUAUGUCUCUCGCAUGCGGCGAGACGCUCUGGACUGAAGGCCACGGGCCUGGCUGGGGCACCAAGGCCACAGCUGCUCGCUGGCAAGCCGCUCAGCCCGUGUGACAGCCAGUUAAGUCGCGGGUCAGUCACAGGACCAGGCCGAGCGCGCACACACACACACACACACACACACUCUCACACACCCUGCAGUCUGUCUGCACGCCGCUGAGCGGAUUUGAUGGGUGGUAGCAGGAUGGUAAAAACACCAUGACCCCAGGGUGGUAUUUUGCCUCGACACUUCAAAGUGUUUUAGGUUCAGAGAAGAGGGCUGUGCACGAUAACUAGAGAGACUGCAUAUUCACACAGGUUUCCAAGCAAGGAUUUAGAAGGUUCAAAAAAAGAAAUAAGAGGAACUGUCUUGUGUUUCUGGUUGCCCUGUUCAAAGCCUGUAUGAUAUGUGGCCACUUUAUUAAAGGUUUUUUUCUAUGAACAGUU